This is a messenger RNA of Carlito syrichta (Philippine tarsier), 991 nucleotides long. RefSeq names its product microfibril associated protein 2 (gene MFAP2). Lineage: Eukaryota; Metazoa; Chordata; Mammalia; Primates; Tarsiidae. The transcript has 6 exons. Gene Ontology annotation, cellular component: microfibril. The coding region runs from base 20 to 604 and encodes 194 amino acids. Gene Ontology annotation, biological process: embryonic eye morphogenesis. The record is from RefSeq and is a predicted model, not a curated record.
CUGCUGGCUCAGGGCCAAUAUGACCUGGACCCGCUGCCGCCAUUCCCCGACCACGUCCAGUACCCGCACUACAACGACCAGAUUGACAACCCAGACUACUAUGAUUAUCAAGGUAAGGGCUUGGGGCAGGAGAGGGUGGCGGCGGCCGGCGAGCCCUGGGAGGGGAGGAGGGAACAGACCGGACCCCCGUGCUCCCCCGCUAGCUGAGGUGACUCCCCGGCCCUCGGAGGAGCAAUUCCAGUUCCAGUCCCAGCAGCAAGUCCAGCAGGAAGUCAUCCCAGCCCCCACCCCAGAACCAGGACAUACAGAGACGGAGCCCACAGAGCCUGGGCCUCUUGACUGCCGUGAGGAGCAGUACCCGUGUACCCGCCUGUACUCCAUCCACAAGCCCUGCAAGCAGUGUCUCAACGAGGUCUGCUUCUACAGCCUGCGUCGUGUGUACGUGGUCAACAAGGAGAUCUGUGUCCGCACGGUCUGUGCCCACGAGGAGCUCCUGCGAGCCGACCUGUGUCGCGACAAGUUCUCCAAGUGUGGCGUGAUGGCCAGCAGUGGCCUGUGCCAGUCCGUGGCGGCCUCCUGUGCCAGGAGCUGCGGGGGCUGCUAGGGAGGCUGGCGCCCUGAGCCCGGCCUCCUGGGGUGGGGGCCUCAGGCCCUGCCUGACUGGUGCUUUCUCCCCGUCCCCACCACCCUUUUAUUCUGUCAAGAAGUUAGUGGACUGUAGCCCUGGGGUUGCGGGCUGUGGGCCUCGGGCCCCUCCCCCAGCCUGUGGCCAGCCCUGGGGCGCUGGGGGCUCCCCACUGUCCAGUCUUCGCCCCCUGGUUAGGGGGCACCCCAGGCCUCUCUGCGGGACCUGGGCCCCUCUGAGGACAGUCCUCCUCCCGUCCCCCGAGGUAGGCUAUGCCCCCCACCCCAGCUGGUCUGCUUGGAUUCCCCUACAGCGCCCUGGGCAUGGACCGCCUCUGUUUUAUACAAAAUUAAAACCGGGUUUUUA